Mus pahari (shrew mouse) is the source of this 1455-nucleotide messenger RNA. Its product is annotated as PRAME family member 20-like. Gene Ontology annotation, biological process: positive regulation of cell population proliferation; negative regulation of cell differentiation; negative regulation of apoptotic process. The record is from RefSeq and is a predicted model, not a curated record. The transcript has 3 exons. Gene Ontology annotation, cellular component: cytoplasm. Lineage: Eukaryota; Metazoa; Chordata; Mammalia; Rodentia; Muridae.
AUGAGCGUUCAUACCCCACCCACACUCCAGAAGCUGGCAAUUCAGACUCUGGUGAGAGAGGAGGCUCUAGGAAUGUCCGAUCUGGAGGAGCUGGCCCAUGUACUCUUCCCAGCAGUGUUCAAGGAGGCCUUCGAUGGCAGACACACCAAGCUCAUAAAGGCAUUGGUGAUAGCCUGGCCUUUCAGCUGUCUCCCUGUGGGGGCACUGAUGAAGACCCCUGACCUGGAAACAUUGCAGGCUGUGCUAGAUGGGGUAGACAUUCGUCAAACAAGAGGGUUUCACCCCAGGUAAGCAAUUCCAAGAAAAAAACUACAGUUUCUCGACCUGAGAAAUGUGCACCAUAACUUCUGGAAUAUAUGGACUGAUUCAGAGGACAGUGACUGUUCAGCUCAGAUCUUGGAUGGAAAGCAAGCUGUGAAGGUCCAUCCCAGAUAUGCACUGAGGCAGUGUCUGAAAGUCACAGUUGACCUGUGCAUCAGGUCCUGUCUUGAUGAAGAACAAGCAUUGUUCUUGAAGUGGGCCCAGGAGAGAAAGGGCCCCAUAUAUUUCUGCUGCACAAAGAUGAAGAUCUUGGCUCCGCCAGUUAAAGUUCUCAGACAAAUCUUCCAUGUCUUUGAUCCAGAGCACAUCAUAGAGUUAGAACUAAAUACUGUAUGGACUCUGUUAGAAUUGUCACAUUUCCCUCCCUAUUUUGGGCAGAUGAGAAAUCUUCGCAAAGUCUUCCUGGCACCCCUCCACAAGAUCAACUUCCAUUCAUCCAACAGAACAAGAGUCACCGAAGUCAAGUGCAUCAAGUUUACUUCUCAGUUCUCCCGAUUCAACUGUCUCCAGCAUCUCUUCACGUUCUGUGACCAUUUUCUCAGAUUCCAGAUGAAUCAGGUCCUAGGGUGCCUGAGGACACCCUUGAAGACACUCUCCAUUACUUACUCCCUGAUUUCACAGAGAGAUUUGGAUUCCUUCUCCUGCUGUCAGAGCCUCUAUCAGCUAAAACAUCUGGAAUUGAGAGGUGUGGUCUUAGUGGAUUUUGAUCUUAUGCCUCUGAGAGAUCUCCUCAUAAAAGUGGUAGGCACUCUUGAGACUCUGGAUUGGCAAGGGUGUAAGAUGAAGGAGUCCCAGCUCAGUGUCCUCCUACCUGCACUCAAACAAUGCUCUCAGAUCUCCAAUGUCAACUUCUACAACAAUGACUACUCCAUGCCUAUCCUGAAAGACCUUUUGCAGCACACAGCCAACUGGAACAAGAUAAAUGUGGAACAAUACAAUGCACCUCUGGAGUGCUAUGAUGAGUUGGGUCGUGUCUCUGUAGAAAGAUUUGCCCAACAUUGUCAGCAUCUCAUAGAUAUACUGAGGGCAAUAAGGCAGUCCAAGAAUAGCUCCUUUGCUACACGUAUAUGCCACACAUGUGGGGAGCACUGUGUCUUUCACCAGGUGUCCAGACUUUGUCGUUGCUGGCAGUAA